ACUCCGCGCGUCCCGCGGGGUCCGCCCGCCAUCCCGCGGCAGCGCCGCCGCCGCGUACCGAGGAGCGCCGCAGGCCGGGCGGCUGCCGGAACGGCUGCGCCGGCAGCCAUGCCCGCCUCCGAGGCCGUGCCGCAGCCUUCCCCCAGCAAGAGGCAGAAGGGGUCGGGGCCCGGAGAGGUCUCCACGCGGCUCCGCUUCACCAAGCUGUCCGAGAACGCCUUCCCCCCUUCCAGGGGCUCCGCACGGGCUGCGGGCUACGAUCUGUACAGUGCCUACGACUGUGUGAUACCACCCAUGGAAAAGGCUGUGGUGAAAACAGACAUUCAAAUAGCACUUCCUUCUGGAUGCUAUGGCCGAGUAGCACCACGUUCUGGUUUAGCUGCAAAGCACUUCAUAGAUGUUGGAGCUGGUGUUAUUGAUGAGGAUUACAGGGGAAAUGUUGGUGUGGUACUGUUCAACUUCGGCAAGGAAACUUUUGAAGUUAAAAAAGGGGAUAGAAUUGCCCAGCUCAUCUGUGAACGCAUUUAUUAUCCUGAGCUAGAAGAAGUUGAAGCUCUGGAUGAUACAGAACGUGGUGAAGGUGGCUUUGGUUCUACUGGAAAAAACUGAAAAUUACUUGAAUCUGCUUUCUAUGUAUAUUUUUGUUGUUGUUACACUAUUUCUAAAUUUUCAUCUGAAUUAGAAGUAGGAUUUUUGGAGUUCAUAAAAAUAUUUCAAGUUGUAUUGAGACUUCUCUGUAUCUAUCCUCCAGUGAAUUUGUCUGCAUAAUGAGGAAAUGUGCAUGACUGGCUUGACUUACUAGUUGAUGUAUUAUUUUGUCUUUCAAGAUGUUUGAUCCUCAGCAGUAAGAAUGCAUUGUUUAUAUGGCAAUUAUACUGUAAUAAAUUAAAACAUAAUUUUA
This is a messenger RNA of Corvus hawaiiensis (hawaiian crow), 901 nucleotides long. RefSeq names its product deoxyuridine triphosphatase (gene DUT). The record is from RefSeq and is a predicted model, not a curated record. The transcript has 7 exons. Bases 109 to 609 code for a protein of 166 amino acids. Lineage: Eukaryota; Metazoa; Chordata; Aves; Passeriformes; Corvidae. Gene Ontology annotation, molecular function: dUTP diphosphatase activity; magnesium ion binding. Gene Ontology annotation, biological process: dUMP biosynthetic process; dUTP catabolic process.